Pipistrellus kuhlii (Kuhl's pipistrelle) is the source of this 2236-nucleotide messenger RNA. RefSeq names its product fucosyltransferase 11 (gene POFUT4). The coding region runs from base 88 to 1569 and encodes 493 amino acids. Lineage: Eukaryota; Metazoa; Chordata; Mammalia; Chiroptera; Vespertilionidae. The record is from RefSeq and is a predicted model, not a curated record. Gene Ontology annotation, molecular function: alpha-(1->3)-fucosyltransferase activity. Gene Ontology annotation, cellular component: Golgi membrane. The transcript has 3 exons.
GCCCCACCGCGCAGGACCCAGUUCCCGGGACAACUCGGCGCGGGGCGGCGUCCGGCGCCGUCCGGGGCGCUGGCUGCCGGGGUGGACAUGGCGGCCGGCCGCACCCGGGCUGUGCUAGCCGCCCUGGGUGUGCUGGCUGUCUGUGCGGCCAGCGGCUCCGGGCCCGGGACAGAAGGGGAGCCCGGAGACGAGGCGGAGUGGGCGGAGCCGUGGGACGGCGCGGUCUUCCGGAUGCCCUCGGCGCUGGGCGCGGUGGGGGUGGCGCGCAGCCCGGAGCCCCCGCGGCCCGGGAGGAAAGACGCGGCGGACCUGCCGGUGCUGCUGUGGUGGAGCCCGGGGCUGUUCCCCCACUUCCCGGGGGACUCGGAGCGCAUCGAGUGCGCGCGCGGCGCGUGCGUGGCGUCCCGGGACCGGCGGGCGCGCGGCCACUCGCGCACGCGCGCGCUGCUCUUCUACGGCACCGACUUCCGCGCGUCCGAGGCGCCGCUGCCCCGCCUGGCGCACCAGAGCUGGGCGCUGCUGCACGAGGAGUCGCCGCUCAACAACUUCCUGCUGAGCCACGGGCCGGGCAUCCGCCUCUUUAACCUCACCGCCACCUUCAGCCGCCACUCGGACUACCCGCUGCCGCUGCAGUGGCUGCCGGGCGCCGCCUACCUGCGCCGCGCCGCACCCCCGCUCCGGGAGCGCGCCGAGUGGCGGCGCCGCGGCUACGCGCCGCUGCUCUACCUGCAGUCCCACUGCGACGUGCCCGCCGAUCGCGACCGCUACGUGCGCGAGCUCAUGCGGCACAUCCCGGUGGACUCGUACGGGAAGUGCCUGCAGAACCGGGAGCUGCCCACGCCGCGGCUACAGGACACGGCCACCGCCACCACCGAGGACCCGGAGCUCUUGGCCUUCUUGUCCCGCUACAAGUUCCACCUGGCCCUCGAAAACGCCAUCUGUGACGACUACAUGACCGAAAAACUGUGGCGCCCCAUGCACCUGGGCGCCGUGCCCGUGUACCGCGGCUCCCCCUCCGUGAGGGACUGGAUGCCCAACAACCACUCCAUCAUCCUCAUUGAUGACUUCGAGUCGCCCCAGAAGCUGGCGGAGUUCAUUGACUUUCUGGACAGGAACGACGAGGAGUAUAUGAAAUAUCUGGCCUACAAACAACCCGGGGGCAUCACCAACCAGUUCCUCCUGGAGAGCCUGAAGCACCGGGAGUGGGGCGUGAAUGACCCUUCGUUGCCCAACUACCUCAACGGCUUCGAGUGUUUCGUCUGUGACCAUGAGCUGGCCAGGCUGGAGGCCGAGAAAGCCCACGCAGCCUCCCCUGCUGACACCCCUGUCCCUGAGCCUCGCAUUGCCCAGCCCUCACACAUGGACUGCCCAGUGCCAACUCCUGGCUUUGGCAGCGUGGAGGAGAUUCCUGGGAGUGACAGCUGGAAGGAGAUGUGGCUGCAAGACUACUGGCAAGGUCUGGACCAGGGGGAAGCUCUCACUGCCAUGAUCCACAACAAUGAGACACAGCAGGGGAAGUUUUGGGAUUACCUACACGAGAUCUUCCUGAAAAGGAACCAAAAUCUCUAAUUACCCUGCGAGAGCUGGUAACUUGGCAGAGCUAAGGAGAUGGAAGUCCUUCUCCCACAGGACAUGCUGCACAAACUCUUAACGAACAUUGUCUUACCCUGAAUUUAAGGGAUUCCAGUUGUAUCGACUGAUGUUUUAUCCUAAUGAUGUGUAGCCAGGGUCUCAAGGAGAGAUGAAGGCAUCCAGGCCUUAGUUUAGUGGAAAACAGAAGCCUGAAACACCAAUUUGAUUCAAGGUGCAGAGCCAACAGAAUUUUUAAAGAACUGCUUAUUUCUCUAGCCAUUUCAUCCUGUCAGUUAUGAUUGGGACAACACUUAGUACUUAGCUACAAAUGAGGUAAGAUUUCUCAUGCGCUAGUUUUCAAACCCCUUAUUGCUUAGUACCUUUUCUAAUCUCUUUUCCAGAUAUUAUGCUUUAUGAGCUGUUAUGUUGGUGGUGAAGUGAAACUCCUGGUGGUGUAUUCUAGUUCUCUGGAGUUGUAUUUUUUUUAAUAUCAUUUACCUUGGUUUUCAUGUUAGUCUUUUUAUUUAAAAUUUUUUUCCUUUUCCUAGUUUUCCACAAUUUCUGAUGAAGAUACAGCAGCCUUGCCACCAUUCCCACAUUCAAUCUUCUCUGUAUUAAAUUGGUUAUAGAUUUUUGACAGUUUUAAUUUAUAUAAUUCUAUAUA